CAAAAACCCGACGGCAACCCUUAUAUCGUCGCAUGGCGUCAGCCCGUGUCACCUUACGACCUCUCUAUCCGUCUCUGUUCCCGCAACUGCCUUGGUGCCGUCAUUGCUGCCGUCUUGCGCGCCGUUGUCCAUGGCUGUGUCGUCCUUGUCGUGAGUGCUCUGCUGGUAGAAGCUGGCCGAUAUCUCCUCGAGAGUGCGGCCGGUCGUCUCCGGGAUGCAGAACAGGAUGAAAAACACCAACAGGGCGUUGGUGCACGCGUAAAAGAAAAAAGUGCCUGCAGGAAUGAACGCGACAGACAUACACAGACACCAUCAGUCAGGGCUUCCUGCGUUGGCCUCGCUGAACUGACUGACCGGAUCUGGUGAGGAGUGUGAACAUGGAUUCGAGAGUGGAUUGUAUGAUGAAUGCGAAGACCCAGAAGGUGGUGAUGACGCACCCCAUGCCCAGCGACCGAACCUCCUGCGGCAACACCUCACUCGCUACCACAUACAUCAGCCCCGCCCAACUGAUCGAUCGCAGCCACACACAUACACACCACAUAGCAUAGAGAGAGGCAGUGGGGAGUGUCUGUCUGUCUGUCUGUCUGCUGUCCACCUCAUGUUCCAGAAAAACAUGAACACAAUCAUCGCGCAGGCAGCUGUAGUCGGCCAGGACGGGUGGCUCUGUGAUAAAUGGCAUCACCAACGAAUACAGAGAAACCCAUUUGCACAGAACAGAGGAGAAAGACGUCUGCCUGGCUGGUUGGCCGUUCUUCCUACCGGCAAGAAUGACAGUGCCAGGACGAUGUGACAAAUGGUGGUACCUGGCGGGCGGAAACACACACAGACACAGACAACGGACCUUGAUCGGCUACGGCCUUGAUCGGUCUCACCUAAAGUCCCUAUGAGCAGUAGCCCCUUCCGCCCUAGCGUCUCAAUCAGAAAAAAUGUGAUCAACACACCUGUCGUCUAAACACACACACACACACGAGUCCCAAGCACUUAUACAUGGUGUUUGUGAGGUGGCUCACUAUCUCUUUGCCUGCCUCACUGUCUCACCUUUGCGACCCCAAUGCCCACACCAGCAACAUACGGGCUUUUGACGCCGGCUAGCAUGAAAAUGUCGGUCGAGUACGGCAGCAACGCAGGCGCCGCCAUCAUGUUCUACAGACGCAACACCACACACACAUCAUUAAGUGCGUGAGUGAGGUGGCAGCCAUAUCUCGCAGACCGCCCGACCUGUGCGACGGCACAUCCGAGUGCCACAAAAAGGGGGGCGCGGUUGCGCCACAGCUUAGCCAGCCCCCUGCAUACACACAGCACAGCAUCCAUACCAUGCACAAUAGACACACAUCGAUACGAUGGAUCCAGAGAUCCAUCCACCCACCCGGCCCCCGUCGCCCCCACUCACUUUCUGCUGGACCGCACAAAGCGAAACGACUCUGCAAAGUCCACCAACCACUGUGCCGUGAACAUCUCGUCGCUGGCCCGCCGCCCCGGUAUGAUCCGCCCCUCCACACAUCGCAGCAGCCGACCACUCGCAGAGUGCACCUCUAACCUCGGAGGCCGCGUGUCGCCGUUCUGCUGCUCAUGUGCAUGUGCGCUGCCGCCUGUCGAUGACGAGUGCUCGUUAGUACUAUUCGUCGGGGGCUGGUAGCGGUCCGACGACUGAUGGGCGGGUGGGGCACCGGCAGGCUCGGUCGGCGCCGUGGAUGGGGAGGCGCAUGACGAUGCAUCUGCCGAAGCGGAAGCCGCGUGGAGUGCGGCGACCCGUGCGUUCUCCUGGGCCUGCUUCAUGGCAAGGGCGCGGUCACGCUCCUCCUCCAUCUCGCGAAGCUGAACACACACAAGCGAGAAGAACACCCGUGUGGUGUGAGUGGAAAGGUCUACCAGGGCCUGUCAGGGUUGUUCCUCCUUUCCCUUGUUGUGUUACCAAUUCUUCGAUUUCCUCGUCAGAGCCGACGCCCAGCCGUCUCAUGUUGCGGCGAGCAGACUCCUUGCGAUCCUUGGACAUCAACCUGACGCAGCCAACCGACCAACCAAUCAACCAACCAAAUAUGGGGUGGCUGUAGUAUGCCGUGCUAUACAUACUGACCAUCUGGGGCUCUCGGGGAGGAAGCUGAGUCCCAGACACUGCACGGCCCCCACAAUGCCGGCGAUGGCCAGGAGCCACCGCCAGUAGGGCGCCGUGUCAACCAUCAGGGCUGCAGUCCCAAACGUAAAGAUGCACCCGAUACACUGACAUAUCUCCUGCACACACACACACACACAUCAGUUUUAUGGCUGAGUGUGCAGUGCGUCCAGUUCAGUUACUCACUCACUCACUGACCUGCAGCAGCCCCAGCCUCCCUCUGAGGUGUGUGGGUGACACCUCCGAUGUGUAGGUGGAGAAGACCACCAUGCCCACGCCCACACCCAGACCCACAAAGAACCUCCCCACUAGCAAGAUCCAGUAGGCCGGCCCCAGGCACAUGAGCAGGGCAGCCACCACCAGCAGCGCAUCACUGAUACCCAAAGCAGGCAGCCGGCCGAGCCGACGGGCCACAACACCACCAUACAAACUGCCGACAACGGCGCCUGCGCAAUCAAUGCAUCAGAUGGGUCGUGACAGCACGGUUGGCUGAGGGAUGGAUGAAGGGUGUGUGUGUGUGUGUGUGUGUGUGUGUGUGUGUGUACCAGGCGCCGGCAUGGCGACGAAUAGCUCCUUGAGUAGGCAGGAGAACUGUUGACCACAGACGUUGAACUCAUUACGCACAGGCUCCAGCACCACAGACACAACUGUAAGGUCAUAGCCCAACAACAAACCUGCACCAACAGAAACGACAAAGGUCUGCACAUUCCACUGCACACCGCACCCACUCACCCACUCACCCACCCACCUGUCAUGGCUGCGAAGGACACCACCAGAAACAGCAGUGCCCGGCUCCGCUGCGGCCCUUGCGAAGAGGAGCCGCCCGCUCUCCCCCUGCCCUCCUCGGCUCUCGCAAGCUCCCCAUUCGUGUGCAUGCUGCCGUCCUUGGCCGCAUUUGCCGCAGUGUGGUCAUGGUCGAUGAGGCGCUCACGCGGCAGGUCGCUCUCAAACGUGGCACGCUUCAUCAAAUGAGAUAUCGGCUGGAAACCAGCUUCCUCUCCG
Messenger RNA from Vitrella brassicaformis, 3112 nucleotides. The record is from the annotation of a GenBank genome assembly. NCBI's taxonomy places the organism in Eukaryota, Vitrellaceae.